Messenger RNA from Sorex araneus (European shrew), 2098 nucleotides. It is a transcript of the gene LRRC56, whose product is annotated as leucine rich repeat containing 56. The record is from RefSeq and is a predicted model, not a curated record. The transcript has 12 exons. NCBI's taxonomy places the organism in Eukaryota, Metazoa, Chordata, Mammalia, Eulipotyphla, Soricidae. Gene Ontology annotation, molecular function: protein binding. The coding region runs from base 84 to 1682 and encodes 532 amino acids.
GAGUCCCAGAGAGUGCCCUGCGCUGGUGGGCUCCAGGACCGAGCCCCCAGGCUAGGGGCACCCGGGCCGACCCCUCAGGUUGGAUGCUCAUGGACCAGGCCUGGGACAGCGUCCCCGGGCCUCGGCCCAGCUCAGCCCGUGUCCGAGUGCGGGAGCUGGGCUGGCAGGGCUGGCACAACCCCUGCCCACAGAGCAAGGAUGCGGGCAGCCCUCUGGGUGGCCUGGGAGAGCUGCUGAUGGAGGACAGCCUGUCGCCUGCCCGGCUGAAGGCAGUAGCCCAGGUGGAUGACCUGCGCCAGGUGAGCCGGCUGGAGCUGUGUGCCGACACCCGCCAGAGCAGCCUGGGCAACUUUGGGGUGCACCUGCCCAACCUCAGGCAGCUGAAGCUGAACGGCAGCCGGCUGGGCUCGGUGAGAGACCUGGGCACCUCCCUGGGCCACCUGCAGGUGCUCUGGCUCGCCCGCUGCGGCCUGAGUGACCUGGACGGCAUCGGCUCCUUUCCCGCACUGAAGGAGCUCUACGUGUCCUACAACGACAUCUCAGACCUCAGCCCGCUGUGCCUGCUGGAGACGCUGGAAGUGCUGGACCUGGAGGGCAACAGUGUGGAGGAGCUGGGCCAGGUGCGCUACCUGCACCUGUGCCCGCGGCUGGCCAUGCUCACGCUGGAGGGCAACCCCGUGUGCCUGCGGCCCUGCCCUCCAGCCACAGCCGCUGCCCAGCCGCUGCAGGAGUACAACUACCGCGCAGAGGUGAGGCGGCUCCUGCCCCAGCUGCAGGUGCUGGACGACUUGCCGGCCACGCAGACGGAGCCCGCCAGGCCGAGGCUGGGCGAGGACUGGCUCAUGGUGAAGGAGGCCAUCAAGGCCAGCAGCGCACAGGAUCCCUGGCUCCCCAGGCUGGAUCACGCCUCUGGACCCCCCAUCUGGAGACUUGGCCCUGAGCAGUCCUGGCCUGAGAGCCUCCGGCUCCGGCCUCUGUCCCUCCUGGUGCCCAGGGGCCCCCUGACCGACGGCUCACUCCCCGAGGACGCCAGCACCGAGGAGGACGCCAGCAACCUCACCCACGGUGCCGGCCCUGUCCUCUGCGGGAACCCCACCAAAGGCCUGUGGCGGCGUAGGCGGCAGCACCAGGCCUGGGUGCCCCUGAAGCAGUGCCCACAGAGGCCAGGAGGCCCCGCCAUCAGUGCUGGCGCCCCCGGCUCUGAGUGUGCAGAGAGCCACGAGCUUCUGGCCGUGGCCAGGCUCCGGGCCCGGCGGGAGCUGUGCCUGCGCCCUCUGCCCCAGAAGCUGCCGGACUCCCAGACAGAAGUGGACGCCAUCCUCGAGAGCCCAGGGGUUGGCCCCAAAGAGCAGGAGACAGCUUGCCCUCCGCCACCAAGCGUGGCCCCUGGUUCUGGGAGUGACCAACCUGCCACUCAAGGGGAGGACCCCCACCACAGACGAGGUCUCCUCCUGACCCCCGCCCCACCCAGGGCGCCUCUGCCACCAGGCUUGGGCUCCUGGGGCCCCAAGGAGCUACAGUUCCGGGGCCGCCGACUCCGCGCCCUGGGCAGCCUGGGGCCUGUCCUGGGCCAGGAGCUGGCUGCGGUCAACGCACUGCAGGCCCUGAGGGUGGGCCCGGGCCUGAAGCCUGCGCCAGACCCCGCCGCCCAACCCCAGGUCUCUGGCGAGUGCCACACCUGAGCCUGGACCCAGCCCUAAUGGAAGCCCGCCCACUGCCCCCUGGCCCGAUUGUGGCCACGCCCCCGCGUACCUCCAGCACAUCUGGUGGGGGAGGCGCCCAGGCCGGGUAAGUCCCGCCUCAACCACUGCCCACGGUGGCCAGCCUGGGAGAUCGGGCUGGGGCUGGCCUGGGCUCUGGCCACUCCCCGGAGGCCUUGCAGCCACCCUGCACGGACUCUCCAGGGUCCCGAGAGGACCGUGGACAGGCUGGCCGGGUGCAGCCAGACCUGGUGCACCCAUCCCCAACGGACUCACGGGGUCCGCGUGGGGAUGAGGUGGCCGGGCCUUCUCUUGGGGGGAGACACCCCAGAAACCAAGCGAUCAUUUCCAGCCCUCACGUGUACGGAAACGCUGCUUGCUUUGCAGGCAACCUCGGU